Messenger RNA from Limulus polyphemus (Atlantic horseshoe crab), 820 nucleotides. Its product is annotated as ficolin-2-like. The record is from RefSeq and is a predicted model, not a curated record. The coding region runs from base 62 to 442 and encodes 126 amino acids. NCBI's taxonomy places the organism in Eukaryota, Metazoa, Arthropoda, Merostomata, Xiphosura, Limulidae. The transcript has 2 exons.
CUAAUCGGUGUUUCUUGGUACAGGAAAUGAACUGAUAUUCAUACUUACUAACGGUCACCACAUGGAACUCCGGGUAGAUCUUGAAACAUUUGGUGGUGAAAAAGCUUAUGCCAAAUACAGUAACUUCUUAGUACGUAGUGAGAGAGAAAACUUCAGGUUAACGUUUGGGUCCUAUCUUGUAAACGCUGGAGACUCAUUGACUGGAAGAGCCCACAAUUCUGAAUUUUCCACUUUUGAUAGGGACAAUGACAAAAAAACUACAAGCUGCGCUGUUGACUACGACAGUGGUGGGUGGUUUAAAGAUUGUUUGAAUGCAAACCUGAACGGCCCCUAUGUACCAGGUGGUGAAACCUCACCUUGGAAAGGGUUCAUUUGGGAAGGUUUUAAAGGUUCAAAAGAAUCUUUGAAAAAAAGUGAGAUGAAGAUUCGACCGGAAAUGUAGCCAUAUUGCUGUACGUGAUUAUCUUCAAGUUGUUAACGAUGUUAGUUUAUUAGAAAGGACGGAUGUAACAUUAAUCUGUUUUGAAAAUUACAAUUUUAAUCGGGGAAAAUUACUUUACACUUCAAACUUUCUCAGGAGGUAAAAACUUGGUCAUCAUUGUCUGUAAGAGUUCUUGUUUUUGACCAUAAUGCAGUGAAAGUUUUGUAUCUAAAACACCAAUUUUACAAUGAUAAGCAUAUUUGUUUAUUUGACGUAUAAAAGAUAAUAACGUGAAAUAUAGUUUUAUGUGGAAAAUAAGAAUUACACAUAGGUAGUAACUAUAUAUACUUGUUUGUACAAUUGUAUUGUCGUAAUUACGUAAUAAAGGUAGUAACUAUA